Messenger RNA from Limanda limanda (common dab), 2137 nucleotides. RefSeq names its product tachykinin receptor 3-like (gene tacr3l). Gene Ontology annotation, molecular function: tachykinin receptor activity. NCBI's taxonomy places the organism in Eukaryota, Metazoa, Chordata, Actinopteri, Pleuronectiformes, Pleuronectidae. Gene Ontology annotation, cellular component: sperm midpiece; plasma membrane. Bases 1 to 1128 code for a protein of 375 amino acids. Gene Ontology annotation, biological process: positive regulation of flagellated sperm motility; G protein-coupled receptor signaling pathway. The transcript is spliced from 5 exons. The record is from RefSeq and is a predicted model, not a curated record.
AUGGACGGAUCCAACUCCAGCAGGAACCAGACCAACCCGUUCAACCAGUUCGUGCAGCCGCCGUGGCGAGUGGCGCUCUGGUCCAUCGCCUACAGCGUGGUGCUGGCCGUGGCCGUGUUCGGGAACCUGAUCGUGAUCUGGAUCAUCCUGGCGCACAAACGCAUGAGGACGGUGACCAACUACUUUCUGCUCAACUUGGCUUUCUCCGACGUCUCCAUGGCAGCGUUCAACACUUUGAUCAACUUCAUCUACGCGUCGCACGGGGAGUGGUACUUCGGGGAGGUCUACUGCAAAUUCCACAACUUCUUCCCCGUCACCGCGGUGUUCGCCAGCAUCUACUCCAUGACCGCGAUAGCCCUCGACAGGUACAUGGCUAUAAUCCACCCUCUGAAACAGCGUCUGUCGGCAAAGGCCACCAUGGGAGUCAUCGUCUGUGUCUGGAGUCUGGCCGUGGUCCUCGCCUUCCCCCUCUGCUACUUCUCCACCACCCGAGCUCUGCCUCACAGGACGCUCUGCUACGUGGCCUGGCCCCGCAUGGCCGGCGACCCCUUCAUGUAUCACAUCAUCGUGACAGUUCUCGUCUACGUGCUGCCCUUAGUGGUGAUGAGCAUCACUUACACCAUCGUGGGGGUGACUCUGUGGGGAGGGGAGAUCCCCGGGGACUCGUCGGAUAACUAUCACGGGCAGCUCCGAGCCAAGCGGAAGGUGGUGAAGAUGAUGAUCAUUGUGGUGGUGACCUUUGCCCUCUGCUGGCUCCCCUAUCACGUCUACUUCAUCGUGACGGGUCUCAACAAGCGUCUGAGCAAGUGGAAGAACAUCCAGCAGGUGUACCUGUCGGUGCUGUGGCUGGCGAUGAGCUCCACCAUGUACAACCCAAUCAUCUACUGCUGCCUCAACAGCAGGUUUCGGGCCGGUUUCAAGCAUGUGUUCCGCUGGUGUCCCUUUGUCCACGUCUCGAGCUACGAUGAGCUGGAGCUCCGAAACACGAGACUGAGACCUGGUUACCAGAGCAGCAUGUGCACCCUCUCACGGGGCGACACAAGCAUCCUCGGCAAAGACAAGAGUGUUUAUUGUCAUGGAAACAGGUCAAGAAGACUGAACUCUGAGGCCAAUAAUAAAGACAGUUAACUGUAAGGUUAGCUUUAUCCAGCUGAAUGUCCACAGGGCUGUUCAUGUUGAUAAAUGCAGAUUGUAGAGUUUUUUGUUGCUGUUUACUUAUAGAGAUGUGAGCUAUUGGGAUGGGCUGUGCUCCAGUAGGGGGCGAAGAUGUUUUUGAGCACAUUUAAUUAAAAAAAAUGUCUUAAAAAAAGUUUUAUACUGUUGCUCUUAGGGAACUUUAACCAAACCCAAUAUAUCAAUGUGUUUAUUUCAGAAUUUAGUGUUGAAUGUCUUUUAAAUUGUAAAAUGCUGCUUUUGAUAAAUUUGCAAUCUUAUUUUGUUGCUAUAGUGUAUCCUAACGUGUAGUUGGACAAAUUCAGCAAAAUCAAAAAAAGAUGAGUUCUACUAGUCAGUAAGUAAUUAAUGUAUACGUGGAUUCGAAACGGUAGUAUUACUAGAAAGUGUUUCAUGAAGACAUUUGUUGCUAAAUGCCUUCGACUUUGUGCUGUACUUCUUUGGGUCUGAUUCAUUUUGUUUUUAGUCAUUAAAUAAUAUUGACGCUUUGGUCAAACAUGGUUGAUGGUUAGAGCCAUGGUAUUUUAAAUGAUUACAUUAUAUUUGUAUGUUUUUAUUUAUUAUUAUACAUUUUAAAUGGAGAUUCUUUGUCAGCAUCAUGAACUUUAAGCUGCACUAUCGUCACGUUAUCCUUGCAUGCUAUUACAUAACUUGGUACUUGAUGGAUUUAUUAAAUGUUAUACUCACUGUUGACAUACUGUAUAUUUAAUCCCAUCAGACCACGAUUCAGUGAUUUCAUCCAGCAGUGACGCUCUAACAACACUGAAGCCCUUAAAUCUUUUCCAGUGACACUGAAAUGAAAUGCAGCUUGUUGCAUUUUAUGACCAAAUGUAAAUUCACCAGUGCUCGCUCCUGUUUUUGUUAGUUGGAAAAAGCCUGUGCCAUCUUUCAAUGUGCUCAAAUUAUGCUUUACUGUGUGUAUCUGUGGAUUUUUGUACAAAAUAAAUGUGCCUUUAUAUUCAGA